AUGUCCGAAUCUGCAAGAGUAAGUGAGGAUUUCGAUAGCCAAGCCGUUGAAGUUCAAAGUAUGAACAAUUCCGAAUAUUACGCGGCUGUACACGAACGGAUGGAAGAGCAACGAAAGCAAGAAUUGCUGAUUACAGCUAGAUAUAUGGAGGAAAACGCAGAGGUUGUAGACUCCAAUAACCAAGCCGGAACUAGCGUCGCUUCAUCUACAUCGGGUGGAAUUGAAACUAUGCGCAGUUCUGAAUACGAGGCCAAGAAGGAACGGAUGGAAGUCCAACCAAAGCAAGUAUUAUUUCAGAAUAAGGAUGCCAACAACACAGUUAGAGAUUUCGCGGAAAACCUCGAGAACAUGGAGGAAAUUCGCAAGAAGGUUGUUGCGAGUCUCUUAGACGAAACCGAUUCGAAGGUUUAUCGAGAUAUGGGAGCCUCAGCAUAUGCAAUGGGUAACUUUCAGGAUGCCAACGCGUAUUUUGGGAUGUCACUUGUGAUUGAUAUGGCCAACUGCGAGAUAUUGUCCAAGGAUUCUGCUGAAACACAUAAGAUGAUUGGAACUCUCUAUAUGCAAACUGAAAAGUCGGAGAAAGGCAAGAGACACUUGGCUAUGGCUCUCGAGAUUCAUCAAAGUCUAGCUCAAAAGCCAAAAGAAGAGGGACAUGAAAACCAAAAAGAAAGUGUACAAGACCAGGUAUCUGUGGCUGAUAUUCGAAAUGCGAAGGGUAGAUUAUUGUACGAGAACGAAGAAUAUCCUCUAGCACGAGAAGAGUUGGAUAGAGCACGAGGAGAGUUGGAUGGAGCCCGAGAAUUGUUGAAGAGUUUGAAUAAAUUGGAUGGAGCCCGAGAAUUGCUGAAAAGUUUGAAUAACAAUUUUAGGAUGGUGGAAGCCGUGAACCACAAGAACAUGGGGCUAGUUUGUCGCAAAUCUCGUGAUUUGGCUGCUGCUAAGAAAGAGUUUCAGACAAGUUUGGAUAUCUUUCAGACUGUGGACUUACCUUCGAAAAAGCGAGUUGAAGUCGGAGAGACUUACAAUAGUCUAGCAAAUGUAUACAAAGAAGAGGGUGACGCCAGGAACGCGAUUCUUAACUACAUUGAAGCCAUCAAAAUCUACGCUGAUACAGCAGAUCAAAACAUUGCCCUUGCAACCACAUAUAAUAAUUUGGGGUAUCUAUCAGCAAUGUUUGGAAAGCCACAUACCUCCGAGAUUUUUUAUGAAAGGUCUCUGGCAAUCAAGAAGGCAGCUCUUGAAGAGGAAAAUGCAAGGGCAAAUGGUAAGGAAUCGAGUUCUGCAAAGAUGCAAGUUGCCAAGAUUUACUAUUAUAUUGGAAGCGUGAAGCAGAAGAAAUCUGAAUUCAAAGAAGCCAUAGCUGAACUCGAGAAGGCACUUUCGAUGAUGCGAGAAGCUCUCGGUGAAGAUCACUCAAAGAUGGCCAAUAUCUAUGAUUCCAUUGGCAACUGUUAUAUGGAGAUGGAAGAGAAGGAACUGGAGAAAGCAGAGGAGUGUUUUCAAAAGUCCUUGCAAAUCAAACAGAGAGCACUUCGAAUUGAUGAUCCAUCGGUUCAAAAUGACGUUUUCGUCAUGCCCGGUGCGACUAAGACAGAUCGUUCGGGAGCAAGUUCUGGAGGCGCCUUCCCUUCCAUUGAUGCAAUGCUGUUCAAGGAGGGCGAGGAGGACAUCUUCGAGAAAGAGGAUUGGAAGGAAAAACUUAAAGAUGCCCUGAAACGUGACGGACAAUAUCAUUUGGAAAGCGCGAGUAGUAACAAGGAAGCAAUUCGAGGACGGCACAAUGAAUACCAAUAUUUGAAUUUUCAGCGAGCAUUGAAACCAGAUUUGGAGGACUAUACUCUUAUGGGGAACCACCCGUG
Molecule: messenger RNA, 1859 nt
Organism: Cylindrotheca closterium
Lineage: Eukaryota; Bacillariophyta; Bacillariophyceae; Bacillariales; Bacillariaceae
Source: the annotation of a GenBank genome assembly